This is a messenger RNA of Pungitius pungitius (ninespine stickleback), 3569 nucleotides long. RefSeq names its product adrenoceptor alpha 2C (gene adra2c). The record is from RefSeq and is a predicted model, not a curated record. Lineage: Eukaryota; Metazoa; Chordata; Actinopteri; Perciformes; Gasterosteidae. Bases 798 to 2150 code for a protein of 450 amino acids. Gene Ontology annotation, molecular function: epinephrine binding; alpha2-adrenergic receptor activity. The transcript has a single exon. Gene Ontology annotation, cellular component: plasma membrane. Gene Ontology annotation, biological process: platelet activation; regulation of smooth muscle contraction; regulation of vasoconstriction.
CGUGCGCACACACGGAGCGAGCACGUCGUCCUCGUUGAGGGUCUCCGCAGCUGUCAGUCAGCUGCGCAACGUGACCUCUCCUCAGACUGCUCACUCUAUCCAUUAAAAACGGGCGCAGGCUGCUGAGACAGACCUUCAGAAGUCCGAUCGGGAGGGAGCUGGUCAGCUGAGCGCCACACAUCCGAAACCGCGCGGACGGACUGGACGCGUGAAGCAAGCGCUCCUCUGUUAGAAGGCUGCGCUGAUUUAGUUUUAAAUCGCCAAAUCGCCGAUCAACUCUCAAACAAGUGUUUUCGCUCGUCUCAUCUCUUCCAAUAGUCGCCUACAUUUCCUCUCCGCUGCGGAGCAAGUCCCCUGCUAGGUUUUUUUCCCCCCCCAAAGUAAAAAGAGAAAAAAAGAAAAAAAAGGAGACACGUGGUAGUUACAAACCCUUCUCAGGACACAGCGGGGACGCGGAGGAGGAGAGAGAUGCGGGCGCAGUCAGGAUGGGAGAGGACGCAUUGAGGAGGGAGUCCGCUCUAUGGGAACUAUGGAAAAUCUACUGCGGAGCAGCUCGCGCUCUUUUGGAAUAAGAUCUUAAUAAUGCGUUAUCUGCUUUUCUCCCUCUUUUUUUCCCCUAAGGACACACUUGCAUGCAGGAAGCGGAAUAUCGCAGGUGAGGAGAGAAGAACCACCCAAUUUGCAUUAGAUUUCUGUAGUGAAACGAGCGCGAAGGUCUUUGUGCGAUGUUUCUAUCAAAUAUUUCCGCAAAUUUUAUUUAAAAAAAAAUCACAUCUUGAUUAAUAUCAAUACUCAAAAUGGAUUUUUUGAAUAUCUCCAUCCUGGAGGAUGGUAUGAAUGCAGAAAAUAUCUCCUCUAAUGUUACCUCCCAGGGCAAGUACAGCCAGCUGGCCAUCUGGGGGCUGGCCGGACUUGUCAGUUUUCUGAUUUUGUUUACAAUUGUGGGUAAUGUCUUUGUUGUUAUUGCCGUUUUAACAAGCAGAGCCCUGAAACCCCCCCAGAAUCUUUUUCUUGUGUCCUUGGCCAGUGCGGACAUCCUGGUGGCCACCCUGGUCAUGCCCUUUUCUCUGGCAAAUGAACUCAUGGGUUACUGGUUUUUUGGAAAGAUUUGGUGUGACAUCUACCUGGCUCUGGACGUUUUAUUCUGCACCUCCUCAAUUGUUCACCUGUGUGCCAUCAGCUUGGACAGAUACUGGUCAGUGACACAGGCGGUAGAGUACAACCUGAAGAGAACGCCUAAAAGAGUCAAAGGGAUGAUCGUGGUGGUGUGGCUGAUUUCGGCCGUCAUCUCCUUCCCGCCGCUGAUAUCCAUGGACAGGAGCAGCAGCGAGGACAGUCCUCAGUGCAUCCUGAACGAUGAGACCUGGUACAUCCUCUACUCCAGCAUUGGCUCAUUCUUUGCUCCCUGUGUCAUCAUGAUCCUGGUCUAUAUUCGAAUCUACCAAGUUGCAAAGACCAGGACCAGAACAAUGUCAGGGAAGAAAAGGGAUGUGGACUCGCCGUUGGAGAACGGGAUGGAGCAAGUGGAACCCGGCAGAGGAGGAUCAUUGAAGUCCAGCAAGGAGGAGAGCGUCAAAGAGCAGGAACGUGGGAACGGACACUGCAAGGAGCAGGCCGUCCGGUCCCCCCUACCGAACGAUCCCAAACGUCCGCCGACAGACCACGAUGACGACUUCGAAGACAGCAGCUCGUCAGACGAGAAACCUAAGAAAAGCUCCGCUUCCUCCAAACACCAACACGACGACAGAAAGGACAGGAAGUCCAGCCGAAAAAGCAGCUCGGCCUCCAAGUACUCCAGCAGAAAGUCUCGAGCCAGCUCCAAGUCUAUGGAGCUGUUCUCCUCUCGCCGGAAACGCCGGAGCACCGUCAACAGGAAGAAAGUCUCCGCCGCUCGUGAGAAGCGCUUCACCUUCGUCCUCGCUGUCGUCAUGGGUGUUUUCGUUCUGUGUUGGUUCCCCUUCUUCUUCUCCUACAGCCUACAUGGGAUCUGCCGGGAACCGUGCCAGAUCCCAGAGACGCUGUUCAAAUUCUUUUUCUGGAUCGGAUACGUUAACAGCUCGUUGAACCCGGUCAUCUACACCAUCUUCAACCAGGACUUUCGCAGGGCCUUCCAGAAGAUCCUCUGUAAGUCAUGGAAACGCUCUUUCUGAAGGCCUUACUGCACGGACGGGGGUUUGUAAAAGACAUUUUAUCUAGCAGACACAAUUUUUAACUGCGAUAAGAUGAUAGUGUUGUCCUGGAGGGCUUCUCACAAUUUAAUGUUCAGGGAUUGUACCAGAAAUGAAGAAAUGAUUGAUCUACGGUGCAGAAAAGAGGUAGAAAGUGCAGGCUCCUGUUCAAAGAGGGGACUUUCGCCCUUCAGGCAGCUGUUGGACUCUGAAAAGGCUACGGCUCGUUUCCCCCUCCUCAUUGACUCCUUCUCCCUUCACUGAAAUACAACAAACCCACUCGUAACAGUCACUGUGAGGCUCAGUGGCUGAGCAUGCAUGAACUGCUGAGGAAGUAAAGGUUGUCAGAGACACUUGAUUUAAAUGUGACCUCAUUCAUAUACAUUAUAUGCAGGCCCUGACCAUCUCUAUUCAGCCGUUGCUUGUGACAUUAGAUGGUGGGGUCCAUCCUCGCUCUCUGGCUCUUACUCCGUUUUGUCCACCUUUCUAUGAAAUCAUAGUCUCAGCAUUAGGACCAAUGGGACGAAGGGGCUCCUUGCUUACUGUUUCAGAAGCAAAAAAAGAUGAACUAAAAUCAUAAAACAAAGACUCACCCUUGAUAUCUAUAAAGUCAUGUUUCUGCAUAGGUGUUUAAUGUGGGCUCAAACGUGUCAGAACCGGGCAUCGCACUGGGAGCUUUUUAUCAGAAUGUGUGUUUUGUGUGAACUUGUACAUGAUGCUUGAACUUGUGUUGAUACAGUAGCAUGUACAGUAUCCCAAGUGUCCCCAAGAGAAAAUAGAGGGAAUACAGAGGUACUGCUGAGGAAAAUGGCCUGCUGAAUUGUUCACUGUGUGUGUUGAAGACAAAGUGUAUAACAGUAAAAUCUCCAUGGCUAUGGUUAGUGAGUUGGACAGUGUAUCGCAUCUCAUCCUGACUGCCAAAUAGUAAUUGCCUGGUUGUGUGUGUGUGUGUGUGUGUGUGUAAGGCUGCAUUCUCAAAAGGUCGUAUUCUUCCUUGUCAUGUGUCUUUCUAUUGUCCAUUAUCAGUCUUUUCUCUUACAGCCACAAAAAGCACUUGGUCAUAAAAACACCACCCUGUUCUAAUGUCUGCAGCCCACACAUACAUUAUUAAACACACAAAGACAUAACAAUACUUAAGUAUUUCAUCUUUACAGUUCAAAGAUGUAUAGCCAUAAGGGCUAUUGCUUUUUUCAUUUGUAAAUAGAAGAAAGUGCAGUAUUAUUGUGUAAUACACAUGUAUCAAUAUGCUUAAAAUGUAUUGUUUGUGUAAUGAACAACGCUUUGAAAGAUUGUCAUGUUACACCAACCUCUGUACUUUUCUAAAAGAGCCAGUGUUUACUUCCUUCUGCUUUGAGCACAUUCAAGAGAUCAAAUAAAGAGAUUACUUCAACAGUUGUUUAA